Molecule: messenger RNA, 354 nt
Organism: Penaeus indicus
Lineage: Eukaryota; Metazoa; Arthropoda; Malacostraca; Decapoda; Penaeidae
Product: ctenidin-3-like
Exons: 2
Coding region: 1-354 (117 amino acids)
Source: RefSeq, a predicted model, not a curated record
AUGUCACCUAAUCACGAUGACACUUAUGUCGAUGGUAGCGGCAGUAGAGGAGGCGGUAGUGUAGGAGGUGAAUUUGGUGGAAGUAGUGGAGGUGAAGGACACGAAGGUGGUGGAUUCGGAGGAGGUGGAUUUGGUGGUAGUAGCGGCGGCGGCGAUGGAUAUGGCGGAAACAACGAAGGAGGAAACGGCGGUGGAAGUGUAGUUUCUGGAAUUCUUGUUGGCAGUGGCUACGGAGGUGGAAGCGGAGGCGGUUUUAGUGGAGGAAGUGGAGGCGGUUUUGGGGGUAGUCAUGAAGGUGGAAGCGGCGGCGGAUUUGGAGGCGGGAGCGGAGGCAGCAGCGGAUACGGAGGAUAA